Notechis scutatus (mainland tiger snake) is the source of this 5761-nucleotide messenger RNA. The record is from RefSeq and is a predicted model, not a curated record. Lineage: Eukaryota; Metazoa; Chordata; Lepidosauria; Squamata; Elapidae.
GGUGACAUCCAGCAACUGCUCAUCGUCUCGGACCAUCAAGCCGCCUACGAUUACUGUGAACACUACAGCCCCGAUUGUGACACAGCUGUGCCAGAUGUGCCUCACUCUCAGGACCCAAACCCUGACGAAUACUAUCCAGAUGGGAACGAGAACUUGGAAGUUGAAGGAGAAACUUACUAUUACGAAUACCCCUACUAUGAGGAUCUGGACGAGACAGGCAAAGCGACCCCAACCACCGCCCAACCUGUGGAAACUGAUGAAGUAGCCAGAGAAGUGAUUGACACCACCAAGAGCCCCACCCCUCCACCCACCCCGCCACUGGUGGUGGAGAAGGUCCAGGAGGAGGUUCCCAAGGUAGAGGAUGAACUGCUGAUAGAUGAAUACGACUAUGGGACCAUGACAGAAGAGUACUACACGCCCCUCCCCUAUGAAGAUCUCAACUACGAAGACCUUGACAAUCUCGAUAAGCUCCCAGAAGGUGGCACUGAGGCAGAGGUGCCAACCAGCACAGUCCUCACCUACAAUGAAACAGAGAACACAGGAAGAGUAACUGAAGGCGGAGAAGACCCCGACAGAGAUUUCUCCGUCACUGAAUAUGGAGAAGCAUAUUAUGAUGGCUACUUCGACAGGACUGACUCCCCUGACAUUGGACCCGGAAUGCCUGCUAACCAGGAUACCAUUUAUGAAGGGAUCGGUGGUCCUCGAGGUGAAAAGGGGCAGAAGGGAGAGCCAGCAAUCAUUGAGCCAGGCAUGCUUCUCGAAGGGCCGCCUGGCCCAGAAGGCCCAGCCGGGAUUCCAGGCCCUCCGGGAACAAUGGGGCCAGCGGGGCCAAUGGGAGAUCCUGGAGAAAGGGGACCACCUGGACGUGCAGGGCUUCCUGGUGCGGAUGGUUUGCCAGGCCCGCCUGGGACGAUGCUGAUGUUGCCGUUCCGGUUCAGCGGGGGUGGAGAUGCGGGCUCGAAAGGACCCUUAAUCUCCACCCAGGAGUCCCAAGCACAAGCCAUCCUGCAGCAGGCCAGGCUGGCUCUGAGGGGACCAGCUGGCCCAAUGGGACUGACCGGAAGACCAGGUCCCAUGGGACCCCCAGGUGGUGGAGGAAUCAAAGGUGAAUCAGGAGACAUGGGACCUCAGGGUCCACGAGGCGUCCAAGGCCCCCCAGGUCCAGCAGGGAAACCAGGACGGCGGGGACGGGCUGGCAGUGAUGGUGCCCGGGGGAUGCCAGGCCAAACGGGAACGAAGGGCGACCGAGGUUUCGAUGGCCUGGCUGGGAUCCCUGGAGAAAAGGGGAACCGGGGUGAUCCUGGCCCCUCGGGCCCCCCAGGACCCCAUGGUGAAGAUGGUGAAAGGGUGAUAGUAACACCUUUUGUGGUUGUGUUUGCGGUUAAGGGCGCUGACGGCAUCCGGGGAUUGAAAGGAACGAAGGGCGAGAAGGGCGAAGAUGGCUUCCCGGGAUUCAAAGGCGACAUGGGCAUUAAAGGUGACAGGGGUGAAAUUGGCCCUCCUGGUCCACGGGGCGAGGAUGGGCCAGAAGGCCCAAAAGGCCGUGGCGGCCCCAAUGGAGAACCAGGCCCAAUAGGUCCACCUGGAGAAAAGGGGAAGCUUGGCAUUCCGGGCCUGCCUGGAUACCCUGGAAGACUUGGCCCCAAGGGUUCCAUUGGAUUUCCGGGGUUCCUGGGAGCCAACGGAGAGAAAGGAGGAAGGGGCACCUCUGGCAAACCGGGACCAAGAGGACAACGAGGGCCCACGGGCCCCCGAGGAGAACGCGGCCAGCGAGGCAUCACAGGGAAACCCGGUCCAAAGGGCAAUUCUGGUGGGGACGGACCUCCAGGGCCCCCAGGUGAAAGGGGGCCUUCAGGGCCUCAAGGACCAACAGGAUUUCCUGGACCCAAAGGCCCUCCGGGUCCACCAGGAAAAGACGGAUUGCCAGGCCAUCCUGGGCAGAGAGGUGAAACGGGCUUCCAAGGGAAGACAGGUCCACCUGGACCCCCAGGUGUUGUUGGUCCACAGGGCCCUACAGGAGAAACAGGCCCAAUGGGUGAACGUGGCCAUCCGGGCCCUCCCGGCCCCCCUGGGGAACAGGGACUCCCUGGCUUGGCUGGAAAAGAAGGAACAAAGGGUGACCCAGGCCCCGCCGGUUUGCCUGGGAAAGACGGCCCAGCAGGCUUCAGAGGCUUCCCCGGAGACCGAGGACUCCCCGGCCCAAUUGGACCUGUGGGGCUGAAGGGCAACGAAGGGCCGCCGGGGCCUCCUGGACCAGCGGGCUCUCCAGGGGAGCGAGGUCCUGCAGGGACAGCUGGCCCAAUUGGGCUGCCAGGACGGCCUGGACCCCAAGGGCCCACUGGCCCAGCGGGUGAGAAAGGGACCCCGGGUGAAAAAGGCCCUCAAGGCCCAGCUGGACGAGACGGCAUCCAGGGACCAGUUGGGCUUCCGGGUCCUGCCGGCCCAGUUGGCCCCCCAGGGGAAGAUGGAGACAAGGGUGAAAUUGGUGAACCAGGACAGAAAGGAAGCAGAGGGGACAAGGGAGAACAGGGUCCACCAGGUCCUAUUGGUCCACAGGGCCCAGUUGGCCAACCAGGUCUAGCAGGAGCUGAUGGGGAGCCCGGCCCACGAGGACAACAGGGGCUUUUCGGACAGAAGGGCGAUGAAGGAUCAAGAGGAUUUAUUGGCCUUCCAGGACCAGUUGGGUUGCAGGGCUUACCUGGACCUCCAGGUGACAAGGGAGAAACUGGGGACGUUGGCCAAAUGGGUCCUCCAGGCCCCCCCGGGCCCAGGGGCCCAGGGGGACCCCCCGGAGCUGAUGGGCCACAAGGUCCUACAGGAGGGAUUGGAAAUCCAGGAGCCGUUGGUGAAAAGGGAGAACCUGGAGAAUCAGGAGAACCUGGACUUCCCGGAGACUCUGGACUACCAGGCCCUAAAGGAGAGAGAGGGGAAAAGGGGGAAGCAGGCCCCUCUGGGACUGCUGGACCCCCAGGCCCCAAAGGUCCCCCAGGAGAUGAUGGUCCCAAAGGGAGCCCGGGUCCGGUUGGCUUUCCAGGUGAUCCGGGGCCCCCAGGUGAAUCUGGUCCAGCUGGUCAGGAUGGCCCACCAGGUGAUAAGGGAGAUGAUGGGGAACCUGGACAAACAGGGUCCCCUGGUCCAACUGGAGAGCCAGGUCCUUCUGGCUCGCCAGGGAAGAGAGGCCCACCUGGACCAGCAGGACCUGAAGGCCGACAAGGAGAGAAAGGUGCCAAGGGUGAAUCUGGAUUGGAAGGACCUCCUGGGAAAUCAGGUCCGGUUGGUCCUCAGGGACCUCCAGGAAAGCCAGGUCCAGAUGGACUUCGGGGAAUACCUGGCCCAGUGGGCGAGCAAGGGCUUCCGGGAUCACCAGGCCCAGACGGACCUCCUGGCCCGAUGGGUCCACCUGGUUUACCUGGCCUGAAAGGGGAUUCGGGUCCAAAGGGAGAAAAGGGUCAUCCUGGACUGAUCGGUCUCAUUGGGCCUCCCGGCGAGCAAGGAGAAAAGGGAGACCGGGGACUGCCAGGGCCUCAAGGUGGAUCGGGGACUAAAGGAGAACAGGGUAUUCAAGGACCAAGUGGCCCUCUUGGUCCACCUGGGCCUCCAGGGUUGCCGGGGCCCCCCGGUCCAAAAGGUGCUAAAGGAUCUUCCGGGCCAACGGGUCCGAAGGGCGAAACUGGUCACCCCGGCCUACCAGGACCUCCUGGUCCUCCAGGAGAAGUAAUCCAACCUCUCCCCAUCCAGUCCUCCAAGCGGACUCGGAGGAACAUUGAUGCCAGCCAGCUGAUGGAUGACGUCAAUUCUGACAAUUAUGUGGACUAUGCUGAUGGCAUGGAGGAGAUCUUUGGCUCCUUGAACUCUCUGAAACUGGAAAUCGAGCAGAUGAAGCACCCCUUGGGCACCCAGCAGAACCCAGCUCGGACCUGCAAGGACCUGCAGCUUUGUCACCCGGACUUCCCAGAUGGAGAAUAUUGGGUAGACCCGAAUCAAGGCUGCUCCCGGGAUUCCUUUAAAGUUUACUGUAAUUUUACCGCUGGAGGAGAAACUUGCAUCUUCCCAGAUAAGAAGUCCGAGGGGAGCAAAAUGGCCCGUUGGCCCAAAGAGCAGCCAGCCACCUGGUAUAGUAGCUACAAGCGAGGGUCUUUGCUCUCCUACGUGGAUGCUGACAGCAACCCCAUUGGAGUGGUACAGAUGACCUUCCUGAGGCUCCUAAGUGCAUCCGCUCACCAAAACAUCACCUACAACUGCUUCCAGUCUGUGGCGUGGCAUGACGCCACGGUGGACAACUAUGAGAAGGCCAUGCGCUUCCUGGGCUCCAAUGAUGAAGAGAUGUCAUACGACAACAGCCCUUUCAUCAGGGCGGUCUUCGAUGGCUGUGCAGCAAAAAAGGGCUACCAGAAGACGGUCUUGGAAAUCAGCACCCCCAAGGUAGAGCAGGUCCCCAUUGUCGACAUCAUGUUCAACGACUUCGGCGAAGCGUCUCAGAAGUUCGGAUUCGAGGUGGGACCAGCGUGCUUCCUGGGCUGAGGGCCGCUUCAGAAGACUCUCUCCAAAAGGGCAACUUCGUAACCUCAUUGUGCCUUCUCUUUUUGGCUACUUCCUCUUUUUCGUCAUUGCCGUUUGUGGGCCACCCCGUGCACGUUCUGAAACGGGACAGUUUGAUGGGUUUGUUCUUUUUAAAAAAACCGCUCUCCUGUUUACCCCGACAUCAAUUUUGCCGCAAGACUCUUCCCCUCUCCCCUUCCUCCAACCCCAGUCAAAAUCCGGACCCUGCUCCCCAACCGUCUCCAGAAUCACAUGACCGAGGGGCUCUCCGACUGGCCAGAGCAAGCCUUUUCCUCCUUUGCUGCGCCUCUUCAUGGAGACCGCCAAAGGGCUCCACUCUCACGCUUCCAUGUGUUGCCUUUUCCUCGAAACCAGAACAUUUCCAGCAGGAAAGAUGCCACUCCUGCCGCCUUUGCCUUCCUGCCUUCCUUCCUUUCAGCCACUUCUCCGCAUCUGAGGGGAAACUGUCCAGUGAUCACCAAUUUCCCGUCACUGGAGAGUCCCCAGACACCAUUGAAAGCCAUCAGCCGGGCGAUGCAGCCUGACCUCUGUACAGAAACAUGGACGAAGGACUCUCGAAACCCCCCUCCUUGCUUGGAUUCUCUUCUCUGCUGGGGUUUUUCUCAGAACCUAGAUGGAUCUCGGGGGGGCCCACCCGCCAAGAGACGUUCCUCUGGUUCGGUUCCUCUUUAGUUCGCAGGAGAAACACCGGGAACCGAGACCGUUAAAAGUGCCAGGUUCUGACUGCUUAUCCCAAUAUGAUAAAGGUGCUUCUAUUUUUGUAUUUUGUAAGUAAAUAUUUGUAUAUUAUUAUAUUAAAUAUUAAAUGUUUCUGGGUUCAAAGCAUGCAUGUGAGUUGCCCGUGCACCACAGGGCAGCCAACUUGUCCCCAGCAUCCGACGCCUUCGCUAAGACCAAAGUAGGAAUCAGCAGGGAACCGUGUGCUCCCCCCAGACUCAGGAAGCAGGUUUCCGCAGCCCCCCCCCCCCAUCUCCUUAGGAGUGAUAUGCCUCAGCCUUACAGGCACCCAAGCCAAUGGGAUUAAAAUUGAGCAUUGCUGAACUUUGGGGGAACUGAGGCAGGCGUGUCUCUAGACAAAGGAAAACAGCUGCCAUCUUUGCGCCAAAGACAAGCAAUAAAGAUUUAUGGCCAGCUCCCUCACACACCCCUUCUUCAGGCUUUACCUAGUGCAAUGUAGAGGUUUUUUAAAAAAUAUCUUUUA